UCUUGACCAAAAUAUCUAGAUUGACAAAACUAAAGAUAAUUCAUACAUAGUAUUCCCACUGAAAUAUAUUAUCAGCUCCAAAAAUCUUAUCCUCCUCUUCUUCUUCUUCAGCAGGCAAGGAAAAGAAAGAAAUGUCAAUAUUAUUACCAAAUUCGCAGAUUCUGUGCAGAUCAGAAAUCCAACAGCAGCAGCAGUUAUUGAGCAAUACUGCAAAUGGCUUAAAAUCAUAUGGGUUUGGAUUUGAUAGAAAUAAAAGUGAACAGUGGAAGAAAAUUGCAAAGAAAGAUAUUAUCAAAACAUAUAGCUUUUGGCCAGAUUUAUCAAGACCUACUGCAGUCGAAAUGGAACCAAUUCAAGAUUCUGAGCAAUUAGAUAAAGCUUUGGAUAGAGCCAAAGAGCUUUCACAACCCAUAAUUAUUGAUUGGAUGGCUAAUUGGUGCCGGAAAUGCAUCUUUUUGAGGCCAAAAUUGGAGAAAUUGGCUGCCGAGUUCGAUACCAAGUAAGUUCUUAUUUGAUGGGUUAAGUAUUUCGAUGAUAAUUGAAUUUUACCCUAAUAUUUAAGUAGCUUCAUUUCUUGAAGUUUUUUCAUUUUUCCCUAA
Molecule: messenger RNA, 599 nt
Organism: Olea europaea var. sylvestris
Lineage: Eukaryota; Viridiplantae; Streptophyta; Magnoliopsida; Lamiales; Oleaceae
Product: thioredoxin-like 3-1, chloroplastic
Exons: 2
Coding region: 132-503 (123 amino acids)
Cellular component (GO): chloroplast stroma
Source: RefSeq, a predicted model, not a curated record